CAUCGUGGAUUUACAGCCGUUGAUGAAAUAUCACAAAAAAUUAUGGAGGAAUCGGGAACAUAUCAAUAUAAUAUUUAAAGAAUUGGUAACGGAAAUGGAAUAAUAUUCUUAUCUCAUUGACCAAACCUGUUAUUAUAUAAUGACUAUUUUAUAGAUCUUAGUGGGGUAAAAGUGUGAUCUACUAUCUAGUCUAUUUCAUUUGAUUUACGGAGUCUGAGUUGAGAAAUUAGAGAAAUAGAACUUGAUUAGUGGACAUAAGUUAUGGUGUUAGAUUUAAAUCAAAUCCCAGCCGUACCGGCCAAAACUGCUUUUGUCAUACAUUUAAUACUCAUUACUUGGGGCGUACAAGGCCGAUGGAGUCCAGACUCUUAUCUGUUUUAUAAUGUCAUUUACAUGGGAUGUUUUUUAUGGGCGAUGCAUAAUACAGAAUCGGAUAAACCAGCACAACUAACAAUUUCAGUAAAUCUAGCAGCAGUAUGUUUAGACAUAAUGACUGUGUUUUGUUUUUUGCCAAAUUUCUUAGCUUUAGGUGAAAUGUUCAGUGUUAUAAGUGCUAUGGGAAAUCUGGUUCUACGUUUUGUAACAUUAUCAAUUCUCAGUCGCAUGUGCAUCGAAAGUAGCAAUGGAGCAAAUGAUGGCAUUCCACCUUCUCUGCAAAAUUUUAUUAGUAGAGGAACUGCCAAUCCACAGUCAUAUGAAGACAUAGACCAACCACAAGUUCUUCCACAACAGCAAACUCAAAGCAAUGCUCCAUUUUUUACACCAUACCGUUAAAAACAAAAUUUUAUUUAUUAUUACAAAUUAACAAGUAAUAUUUGUUUUUUCACUGUUGUAAAUUACAGGAAUUAAUCUUUUUUGUGUGUCAUAUUUAACUACCAUAUUUUGUUUUAUAUAAAUAUAUUUAUUUAAAUAAUAAGAAUGUAUAAUUAUAUAUUUUCAUACUCAA
Messenger RNA from Adelges cooleyi (spruce gall adelgid), 946 nucleotides. RefSeq lists its product as uncharacterized. Lineage: Eukaryota; Metazoa; Arthropoda; Insecta; Hemiptera; Adelgidae. Gene Ontology annotation, cellular component: plasma membrane. The record is from RefSeq and is a predicted model, not a curated record. Gene Ontology annotation, biological process: angiotensin-activated signaling pathway. The transcript has 7 exons. The coding region runs from base 262 to 774 and encodes 170 amino acids.